Molecule: messenger RNA, 381 nt
Organism: Vairimorpha ceranae
Lineage: Eukaryota; Fungi; Microsporidia; Nosematidae
Exons: 1
Coding region: 1-381 (126 amino acids)
Source: RefSeq, a predicted model, not a curated record
AUGCAUACUAUUUGCAUAAUUACAGUCACUGGAAUGUCCGUUGAUUUUUCACAUUCUUUUCCUUCAAGAUCAGUUUUUAUUUUUUUAUUUUUUUGUUCUCUCAACUUACGAAACCAGUUUUUAAUAAUAUUUAAAUCUAAGUGUAGCAAGAUACUUAAAUCAAGUUGUGUGUUAAGUGAAGGAGUUGAAGUAAGUUCGAAAACGCGAUUUAGCACAGCCUUAUUCAAUUCAUCUUUAUAUUGUGAUUUUAUUUUAAUAGCUUUGUUUAUAUUACUAAGUUUUAUUAAGCCUAAUGCAGCAUCAAAUAUAUUAGUACUCAUGAGGGUAAUUUUGAUAUUUUUUACCUUAAAAAUAAAUGGAAAAGCAAUUUAUUGUAAUUAA